ACAUUGAUGAAAUAAAUAGCAGCGCGAGGGUGUUUCUUCUCUUCGACGCAGUUUAAGCGCGGGACCGCCUGAACGUCACUUCCUGUCGCUGGUUGUGCAGGGAAUGUUGUAUAAUGAUUGAACGCAUAUAUAAACUCGAGCUGUCGCCGCGGACGCCACUCCUCUGAUGUCUGUAGAUGAUGAAGAUGAUGGACGAGAAAGAGCCACGCGUGGGCAUGCGCGUGACCUGUGAUGGACACCGAGGGACUGUGCGAUAUGUGGGUCCGGUUCCGCCCACAACAGGCGUGUGGCUGGGAGUGGAGUGGGAUGAUCCGGAGAGAGGGAAGCAUGAUGGGAGCCAUGAAGGAGUGCAGUUCUUCACCUGCAGACACCGGACCGGCGGCUCGUUCGUGCGGCCCGCUAAGGCCCAGUUCGGGGUGGAUUACGUGACGGCUGUGAAGCGCCGCUACGAGGAUGAGGGAGAAGAGAUGCAGGUCUCCAGCAGGACCGUCGUCAUGGUCGGCUUCGAGCGAGUGCGGAACAAAGAAAUGAUGGAUCAGCUGACUGAAGUGUGUCUGAGGAGAUGCGAGGUGUCCGGGCCGGGCCCGCAGAACCAGAUCAGGGACACCACGCCUCAUGUGGAGUCUCUGGAUCUGUCGGGGAAUCUGCUGGCCUCAUGGGAGGUUCUGGCGGCCAUUACGGCUCAACUGGAGUCCCUGCGGGAGCUGCAGAUCAGCCACAAUAGAUUGAGUCUCUCCGGCGACCCGAGCCUCUUAAGCCCCGCCUUCUCCUGUCUGACACUGCUGUCACUCAACAGCUGCGCACUCACCUGGACUCAGGUUCUCCAGUGCGCCCCCAUGUGGCCGCAGUUAGAGGAGCUCUAUCUCUCUGAUAACGACAUCACAGAGUUAACGAGACCUGAUGCUCUGCUGCGCAAUCUCAGAGUUCUGGAUCUGUCCGAAAACCCGAUCCGGCAGGAGACGCUUCUGGAGCUCGCACACUUACCCUGGUUGGAGAAGCUGAAUCUGUCCAGUACUGGUUUCUCUGCGGUUCACUUCAGCGAUGCGUCAGCAGGCGACGAGACGGCGGCGUUCCCGGCACUGAAGACUCUGUCAUUAGACGACAACAACAUCUCAGAGUGGUGUGUGGUGAACGAGCUGGAGAAGCUGCGUUCUCUCGUUCAUCUGUCGUGUCGCAGGAAUCCUCUGCUUCAGAAGGAGAAGAACCCGGAAACGGCUCGUCAGAUCAUCAUCGCUCGGCUGGGACGCCUGACGCUGCUGGACAUGAGAAAGGUGGAGAGUGACGAGAGGCGGGGAGCGGAGCUGGAUUACUGUAAGAUGUUCGGGUCGGCGUGGCUUCGGGCCGGAGGCGUCAGUGACCCGGAGAAGCUGAACACACACUUCCUGUCGGAUCACCCACGCUUCCUCUCGCUCAUACACAAGUACGGCGCUCCAGAUGAGGGCGAGCUCAGAGAACAGAAACCCUUCGCUCUGAAACACCAGUUAUUAACCGUGACCUUCCUGUGCCCAGAGGAUGCUGGGAGGAAGCCCAUUGAGAAGAAGCUGCCAGAGUCGAUGAUCGUUCAGAAGGUGAAGGGGCUUUUACACCGACAGCUCAAACUCCCUGCAGUCCGACUGAAGCUCAGCUACACCUGCGCAAAGUUGGCGGGUCGAGAGAUUGAGAUCGACAACGAUCUGAAGCCGCUGCAGUUUUACUCCGUGCAGGACGGCGACAGCAUCCUGGUGCGCUGGAGCUAAGCAGCCGCAGGGCAUUCUGGGACGCUGGAGGCUUAUAGACUGAGAUCUGAAGAGCUGAGCAGCGAAACACAAGAGAUCGCCUCCAUAUAAAUCAUCAUCAUCAUCAUCACCUCUAUAACAGCAGAAACUCUCCAGUCUGAGAUCCUUCAGUGUCUGUGCGGAUCAACACACACUCACUCUCUCACACACACACACACACACACACACACACACACACACACUUAUAUUCACAACAAUGGUCUUUUUAAUUGAAUAAAUUGAGUAUAUAUAUAUUAGUGAUAUAAACUGUCAUGUUUAAGUUAAGGUUCAUCACUUUUUCCAUGUUACAGAGAGCAACUGUGAAUUGAAGAAGUGCUUAAUUUUCACUAUUCCAAAAUAUCACAAUUUAAAGAACAUGAAUGCUCAUAUUUAAAAAAAAAAAGUGAAUGUGAUGCAAGCAGUCUGCGUAUGUGUUUUCAUUUUAAAAUGAUCCUGAUGUGAUUCUCCAGUCAGCAGAUGAUCUCCCUCUGGAGCCGCUCGUCUCGAACACAAAUAUUUUUUGGUCAAAAAAAGAAAAGUAUUUUGUACUUGAUUGGAUUGAAUGUACGUGUGAAACAAUAAAAUCUCUAAUUUGAUAUUAA
Messenger RNA from Pimephales promelas (fathead minnow), 2356 nucleotides. It is a transcript of the gene tbce, whose product is annotated as tubulin folding cofactor E. Gene Ontology annotation, cellular component: cytoplasm. Gene Ontology annotation, molecular function: protein binding. NCBI's taxonomy places the organism in Eukaryota, Metazoa, Chordata, Actinopteri, Cypriniformes, Leuciscidae. The record is from RefSeq and is a predicted model, not a curated record.